CCCCCGCCCCCCCACUCUCUCUCGUGCCAAAACCCUAGCCGUAGUCUCAUCACUUUGUCGCUCCGUCGUCGACUUCUACAACCCAAGCCGUCGUCUUCAUCACUCUGUGUCGCUCCGUCGUCGACUUCAAGAACCCAAGAAGCGGGAUUUUUCUUCUUAAAGAUGAAUUUAAUAUCUCAAAAUUUUCCCUCCAAAAGUAGAGCCAAUAAGACUAAAAGGGAGGACGCUGAUGAGCCUUCAUCUCUGCAAGGGAAUGAAGAUGCUGAAAAUGAACAUUUGGAUAUUUUAAGGAUGACUAAGAGAAAGAAAGAGCGCAAGGAAGAGGAUGAGAAGUUGGCAAUUGAGCAAGACAGAGAAAUGAAGAAGCUGGAGAACUCUUUGUUCGGGUCCCUGUAUUCACCUGUUGAGUUUGGGAAUGAAGACAAGGAAGACACUCGAGACUGGGCUGAGAAUGGUUCUGCUUUGUUCAUCAUGGACCGAACUGCAAAUGGUGUGCUCUCUGUUUAUGAAGAGGAUGAAGAAUUCCCAGAAAGAACUAAUGGUGAGGAGGAAACUAAGCAAAGAAAACCUGUCUGGGCAGAUGAGGAAGAAGAAAAAACCAAAAUAAAUAUUGCUCAAGUUAACAGAUUAAGGAAACUGAGGAAGGAAGAAGAUGAGAGUUUGAUUUCUGGUUCCGAGUAUGUGUCAAGAUUGAGGGCUCAGCAUGUUAAGCUUAACCCCAGCACAGAUUGGGCCAAACUUGAUUCACGAGCAAGUAAUGAUACAUCUUUUGAUGAUGAGUCGUCAGAUGAAGAGAAUGGGGCAGCACUGGCCCGUGGUUACGAGGAUGUUGAAACUGUUGAGGAUGUUCUUCGAACGAACGAAGACCUUGUUGUGAGAAGCAGUGCAAAAUUGUUGCCUGGACUUCUUGAAUACUCAAGACUUGUGGAUGCAAAUACAGAGGAUCCUUCUAAAGGUCCAAUUAAUGCUGUUCAGUUCCAUCGGAAUGCUCAGUUGCUACUUGUUGCGGGAUUGGAUCGGGGGCUUAGAUUUUAUCAAAUCGAUGGAAAACGGAACACCAAGAUACAAAGUAUUUUCCUUGAUGAUUGUCCCAUUCGGAAGGCAUCUUUCUUGCCCGAUGGUUCUCAGGUUAUUAUAGCAGGAAGGAGAAAGUUCUUCUAUAGCUUUGAUUUAGUUAAAGCAAGAAUUGAUAAAAUAGGCCCUCUGGUUGGCAGGGAGGAGAAAAGCUUGGAAUUUUUUGAGGUUUCUCCUGAUUCUAGCACAAUUGCAUUUGUUGGAAAUGAAGGUUAUAUCUUGCUGGUCUCUUCCAAAACGAAGGAACUGAUUGGGACACUAAAGAUGAAUGGAACUGUUCGAUCUUUAGCUUUUGUUGAUGGCGGGCAACAAUUAUUGAGCUCUGGUGGUGAUGGACAGAUCUACCACUGGGAUUUGAGAACAAUGGCUUGCAUCCAUAAGGCUGUUGAUGAAGGUUGCAUAAAAGGUACGGCUCUUUGCACUUCCUCAAAUGGAAAACUGUUUGCAGCUGGUUCAGACAGUGGUAUCGUGAAUAUUUACAACAGAGAGGAGUUUUUAGGGGGCAAGAGAAAACCUAUGAAGACCAUAGAAAAUCUAACCUCCAAAGUGGAUUUUCUGAAAUUUAAUAACGAUGGUCAAAUAUUGGCAAUUUGUUCUAGCAUGAAGAAGAACAGUUUGAAGUUGAUACAUGUCCCGUCAUUUACGGCAUUCUCAAACUGGCCUCUCAACAAAUCCCUACAUUAUCCACGCUGUUUAGAUUUCAGCCCUGGUGGUGGCUUCAUGGCUAUGGGAAAUGCAGGUGGAAAGGUGUUGUUAUACAAGUUGCAUCAUUACCAUCAAGCCUAGAGCGGGUGUGACAAUAUGGUGUGAGAUGGUACUCUUCAUGUUGUAUGCUGGCAAUCCGUUCUUUAUUUGUGGACUCACUUAAUAUUGUAGUAAUUCUAGCUUGUAGUACUGGUUGCAGAAGAAAGGAUUUCUGCAGUAAUUUUGCUCAAUGACGACUUGUUUUUGUUUUGUUGCACAAAUUUUUUUUCAGAUUAAGAUUUUUGUAACUUAAUCAGUUGAUUCUUUGUACCGAGUACAAUCUGAUACUGCUGGCAUGAUUUGAUCCUUGCCAUCUUUUUCA
Messenger RNA from Juglans microcarpa x Juglans regia, 2140 nucleotides. RefSeq names its product U3 small nucleolar RNA-associated protein 18 homolog. Gene Ontology annotation, biological process: rRNA processing. Lineage: Eukaryota; Viridiplantae; Streptophyta; Magnoliopsida; Fagales; Juglandaceae. The record is from RefSeq and is a predicted model, not a curated record. Gene Ontology annotation, cellular component: Pwp2p-containing subcomplex of 90S preribosome; small-subunit processome. Gene Ontology annotation, molecular function: protein binding.